Messenger RNA from Theobroma cacao (cacao), 3322 nucleotides. Its product is annotated as HSI2-like 1. NCBI's taxonomy places the organism in Eukaryota, Viridiplantae, Streptophyta, Magnoliopsida, Malvales, Malvaceae. The record is from RefSeq and is a predicted model, not a curated record. Gene Ontology annotation, molecular function: DNA binding; zinc ion binding.
CUCCUCUCUUUGUUUUCUUUUCUUUUCAUUCUCUCUCUCUCUCCCUCUGUUUGCUUUGCAUGCACAUGAGUUGUUUGCUUCCACACCAUCGCCGAUUCAACUCUUUCCUCGUGGGAACUCCACGUUUCCUCCGUCUCUCUGUCUCGGUUCUCUCCGCAAAUUUCUUUUCUAACCUCGUCAGCUCCGAGUCUUAGCCGCAAAUAGAACAAAAUAGUUUAAAAAGAAAAGGGAAAGAAAUCAAAAUCAACAUGCUUUCUUUUUUCACCGAUAUUCAACGCCGGUGAAGUAGCAGCUCUCUUUCUUGCCUUCAAAAGGAAUUAAGGUUGGAGAAUGGCGUCAAAAAGUUGCAUGAAUGGACUAUGCGGAGCGUCCACGUCGAUUGAGUGGAGAAAAGGCUGGACUCUGCGAUCUGGAGAUUUUGCUAAUCUUUGCGAUAAGUGCGGGUCUGCAUAUGAACAAUUGAUAUUCUGUGACGUGUUCCACUCAAAGGAUUCUGGUUGGAGAGAGUGCACUUCAUGUGGCAAGCGUCUCCAUUGUGGAUGUAUAGCUUCCAGGUGCUUGCUUGAGCUUCUUGAUAGUGGAGGUGUCAACUGUAUAAGCUGCACUAAAAAGUCAGGAUUUAACCCUAUGAUUGAAGAUGUAAAACCUAAUGGUUUUAGUAUAGUGAAGGGUGAUGCUGGUCAAUUGCACUCAACCUCUGCGGACAACCAAUUGAGUGGUGUGAGCAUUGAAAACCUAAAGCUUAUGCAGUUGACCAGCAAUGCAGAAAGUAUUGGGCUGAGACAAAUGCUUCAGCUUCACAAUGAUGACGCAAGUGGGUCUUUGGGGCAAAUGAAACAGGAGGAAGUUUUGCCUCCUGCAAGAGAAAUUGGGAGCACAUGCAUGUCAAAUAUUAAUCAAGUGUCUAAUGGAUCAGUUCAAUCUGUGAAACCGAACAUUUGUAAAGCAAAUAUCUAUGACUCACUGCCACAAACAAACUUGAGUAUUUCUUUGGGUGGUCCAUUAGGGAACCAAAAUGUCUUUCCUGGUUCAGUUGUAGAUGAAAAGGGUAAGAUGUCUUCAGUCUUGCAACAGGCAUCCAAAUCUCGCCAUCUUCUGCCCAAGCCUCCAAAGUCGGUCCUUGCAACAGGUUUGGAGGUGAAUGCAGGCAUGGUACCUCCGAUACGUGUUGCUAGGCCCCCUGCAGAGGGACGCGGACGGAAUCAGUUGCUUCCUCGUUAUUGGCCCAGGAUUACAGACCAAGAAUUACAGCAAAUUUCUGGAGAUUCGAAUUCCACCAUUGUUCCACUUUUUGAGAAGGUUUUGAGUGCAAGUGACGCUGGACGAAUUGGUCGUUUGGUUCUGCCAAAAGCAUGUGCCGAAGCUUAUUUUCCCCCCAUAUCUCAACCGGAGGGCCUUCCUCUAAAAAUUCAAGAUGUAAAGGGAAAAGAAUGGAUGUUUCAGUUCAGAUUCUGGCCUAAUAACAACAGCAGAAUGUAUGUUUUGGAGGGUGUCACUCCUUGCAUACAGUCUAUGCAGUUGCAAGCUGGAGAUACUGUUACAUUUAGCCGCAUGGAUCCAGAAGGGAAGCUUGUUAUGGGGUUUCGUAAAGCAACAAACACUGCUGCAGCGCAGGAAACUCUACCAUCUGCCAUUCCUAAUGGCAGUCUUUCAAGUGAAAGUUUCUUUUCGGGUGUUUUUGAGAACCUGCCCAUAAUUAGUGGUUACUCUGGCCUUCUUCAGUCACUGAAGGGAAGCACUGAUCCCCACCUAAAUGCAUUGUCCAAACAUUUGAGUUCAGCUAGUGGUGAUAUUAGCUGGCAUAAAUCUGAUAAGCAUGAGGACAGGACAAGGGAGGGCUUAUUACUACCAUCUAUGCUGGCUCCAGAGAGAAAAAGAACUCGGAAUAUUGGGUCCAAAAGUAAGAGGUUGCUGAUUGACAGCCAGGAUGCUUUGGAGCUGAAACUUACUUGGGAAGAGGCACAAGAUUUGCUCCGCCCACCCCCGAGUAUCAAGCCAAGUGUUGUCACGAUUGAGAAUCAUGAUUUUGAAGAAUAUGAUGAACCUCCAGUUUUUGGGAAGAGGAGCAUCUUUGCCGUCCGUUCAAAUGGGGGACAAGAGCAAUGGGCUCAGUGUGAUAGUUGUUCUAAAUGGAGAAGGUUGCCUGUUGAUGCUCUUCUUCCACCUAAGUGGACAUGUGCAGACAACAAUUGGGAUCAAAGCAGGUCUUCCUGUUCUGCACCAGAUGAACUUACCCCAAGGGAGGUUGAAAAUCUCCUUAGAUUAAAUAAAGAUUUCAAAAAAAGGAGAAUAGUAGCAUACCAUAGACCAACCCAGGAGCAUGAAUCAUCUGGUUUGGAUGCUUUGGCUAAUGCUGCAAUCCUUGGAGACAAUGUAGAUAAUUUAGGCACUACAUCAGUGGCAACGACAACUAAACACCCAAGGCAUCGUCCUGGUUGCUCUUGCAUCGUGUGCAUCCAGCCUCCAAGUGGGAAGGGAAAACACAAGCCUACAUGCACAUGUAACGUGUGCAUGACAGUUAAACGUCGUUUUAAAACCCUCAUGAUGCGCAAGAAGAAGCGUCAGUCAGAGCGUGAAGCAGAGAUUGCUCAGAGGAAUCAGCAAGCAUGGGGCUCUAGAGAAGAAGCAGAAGUAGACAGCACCUCUAAGCAUGUAUCAUCGCACCACGAUCCUUCUGAGAAUGAAGCAAGGUCAGUUAAUGAAUUAGAAUCCAAGAGCCAGGGCCAUAACCUACCCCCCAAGGUGGUUGAAUCUAACAAGGGACAGAUAGACUUGAACUGCGAUCCUGAUCGUGAGGAUGAUUCACAAUUAGGUUCAACCCAUGUGAGCAUGAUGAAUCUUCUUCAAGUAGCAAGCCUUCCUUUGGAGGCUUACCUGAAGGAGAAUGGUCUUACAAGCUUGAUAUCUGAGCAGCCAGCAAACUCUGCGUCACAUGCUCCACCACAGAUCAUUGCUGAGGGUGACGCGCAAGAUAAUAGCUGUUUCCCUUCGGCCACGGAAGAGCGUGAGAGUAAGGAUGAAGAAAAUGGUGAAACUGGAUCAGAUAGAGUUGAGAACGAUCCUUAAUAAACUUCAUCGUCCUGUUGUUUUAUUUAUUCUUUUUAAUCCUGAUGGUGUAUAAAUUAUAAGGUUUAUAGGGAGUUUGGCAAUAUGUUCUCUAGAGGGUGCUUAUUGCCUUUUUAAUCACCAAAUAUGUAGGUAUACACAAAGCAUUAUUUGUUGUUUCUUACUUUAGAAGGGGGUGUAUAUUGAAGAAUUCGAAACCAAAAGUCGCCAGAAACAGAGAUAGCAUACAAAUAUAUCUACACUUUUUGAGAUGCCA